UGUUAAGACCCACCGAGUUCUCACGCCCUUCACUAUGUCUUACUUUCGGUUUGAGCUGGCGUCGGCAUUUAAAGUGGAUUCUCUUUAUUGAUGCUGUUGUUUCCUCCACACGAGGCAGAGACACUGGUGAUGAGAGGCGGAGCAAACAAACACUGACAUAAAAGUCAGUAGAAAGAGGAAAACAAUUAAGAAAACACGCAGGUGUGUGAACGCCACUCACACGGCGGGUGAAGAUCCGGGACCGUCCGCGCUCUCAGUCUCUCCUGCAGCCGGAGAGCGCGCACCACACACGGGAUACACCACGGGAAGAGUGUCGGUGCAAACUUUGUGUUUGUCUGGGAAAACACACACACACACACACACACACACACAGCAGCCCAAUGGAGAAGAGCCAUGGAUUCACGAGGACACUUCUUCAUCAUCACCAUCAUCAUAACCGCGUAAUCUCUUCAUCAUAAACAGGUUAUCACCAUGUUUCUGACGUGUGUUGACACCACGCUGGCGCUUUUUGCCCUCAUGGUGUUUCCACUACUGCUGGAAUGUACCACCACAUGUCAGACGAUAAACCAAAGUGAUUAUGUCGAGGGACCAGUGAAAUUGACCCCGGUGGUGGUCCAGGGUCCCGGGGAGGCGUAUUCUGAAUGUAUCACUCUCCGUGUUUGGAUGAAGGCUCAUGACAUCUGCAAAACCCCGAAGAUUGAAAUUCUCUCACGGACCACGCAGACAUUUUGGCCCGUUGUGAAAAAGGGAAAAAAGAAAAAUAAGUGCAUCAAUGCACCAAUUCCAGCUCAGAACGGAAUCUCGUGUGUCAAACGGAAGGACUACAGUCCCAGCUCUCACUUGUGGGAGUUUAAAUAUGAUUGUAUCAAAGCGGAAGCCGAGCGUGUUGUUUCUGUGACCUACAGCACAGCAUCGACACCCUACACCGUCAACUACACUGUGCCAGAUCCCGUCCCAGAGUUUGAGCUGUCUGUGAACCGCUCGUCAAAGUCCGUCACCGUGACUGUGCAGCUGGGAAAGAAAGUGCACACCAUGUGGUGCUACAGAAACACAUAUGGAGCGUGCAUGGGCGACUCAAGCUCCUCCCAAAUCACUAUCGAUCCAUCGAAAUCUCCAUCAGCUGUUCUUAACCUGUCAUACCUGCUGCCCUGUGUGUGUGUGCAGGUAUAUUACACCUACACAGAUGCACGGCGAAAACUAAAGUGUCCUUUUCUGAAGGAAAGUCUCUCAGAGGUUGGAGACGUGUGGCGUUCCUCUGAAGUCACUCUGUAUGAGACAGGUUUGACGUGGAGCUCAUUGUGUCCUGCCAGCAACAUGAACGUCUCUGCUGCCCUCUGCUGGAAGCAGCGCGACCACCUCUGCAUACCUGUGCUCAACUCCACGCUGGAGGAGAAGGACGGCGACGGGUCACACCUGAUAUUUGACACGUCUGCAGUGGACAAACACCCAGACAUGUGUGUGCAGUUCUCUCUACAAGGCAGCCACAACAUCACUUGUCCCUUCCAGGCUGACGUGCCGUCCUGGGAGGUGGACAUUGGACUGAGCAAAAAAAGUGUGUUUGUGUCUCUCACGUCUGCCGUCUCAGCUGAGUUCUCCUCUCAGCUCUGUGUCGUUAGCGAGGACGGUUGUUCACCCUUAGGCCCCGUUCACACACUCAGACUGGAGGGGAAACCUGCAGAGAUGAAGAUAAACAUGCCCGCUGACUCUCUGGUUCAGAAGCCGUGUGUGCAGGUGUGGCAGUCAGAUCCUGCUCUUCAUGGGAAACGGAUUCUGUGCUGGGACUACACACACCACAGACGUGGCAUGUAUGCGUUUGCAGCUUUGAUUCUCGUGGUUGUUUUUGCGUCACUGGGAGUUUUCAUCUACCGUCUCACGAGAAGUGGAGCAGCAGGCUGGCUGUACGUGCAGAAGCCAGUGUUGCUGGUGUGUUCAUCAGAGCAGUCAGCCCACGUGUCUGCUGUGUGCGCUUUAGCCUCACUUCUGCAGGGGGAGCUAAAUGCCACAGUGCACACGGCUCUGUGGGCCCAAAGCUCACAAAGUGGGACUGGGACCAGGACCGGAGUGGCAGAUCUGGGUCCACUUCCUUGGCUGUACGGGCAGUGGGAGUCUGUGCGCAGGGCUGAAGGAAAGGUGCUCAUUAUUUGGAGUCAUGAGGCCACGACAUCCUAUGAGAAAUGGAAGACGAAGAGGGAAAACACGGAUAAGAAGGAGGAAUAUAAAAAAGGCGGCGAAGAUUGUGACGAAGAAGACUGGUACCAACAGAGGGAGCCCUCUUCGGUGAUAGCACCGAUGUUUGCAGGUGCUCUGGCCUGCCUGCAGGGGGCACUGCAGCAGUCCAAAGGUCAAGGGGUGGCCAUUGUGUAUUUCCAGGGCCUGGGCCACAGCAGAGACAUCCCCAAAGCCUUCAGAGAGGUCCCUCGCUACUGCCUCCCGCAGGACUUCAGGGGUUUGAUACAGGAGCUGGGAGGCAUUAAGAGAAGGACCAACACUCAGGGUCAAUUAAAGACGCACUGUUGGCCAAGAGUGCUGGCUAAAGUGCAGUCCAUAUGGCUGGCACGACAGCUGGCUCACAGACUGCAAACGCUGCUGCCUCAGACCGCGGGCCGUGGAAGGAGAGCGCAGAGGCGGAGUGUCGCGUCGUCAAAGAGAAAGAUUUCAGAUAAGAAGCCGGGUGAGCUCGAGCGGUCACUGGCUGCAAAUGGAGCGAGUCCAGAAGCCGCACACGAGCGAGAGCCUCUCCACGGGUCACGGCUCAGGGCAGAGGAGCUUUAAUCUCAGGUUUCACAGGAGAGCAGACUUUUGUUCUGCAGGAAACGUGAGACAUACAUGAGAAACCGGAGCUGGCGUUCUUUUGUGAGCAGCUCGGAGCCAAAACACUCACAACAACAACUGUUCUUCACUAAAAACUGCAUAUUUGCAUAUUGAGAAGGUGAGCGCUGCAGCGACUGAGGCUCUUUUAUGGCUGAAACCAAUCACAAACACCCGACUUAUCUCUGUAAAAAUGCUAACCGCACGGUUGCAAAUGAUACCUCACUUUCUUCAUGAAAGCCUUGUGACAGCACAGCACAGCACAGUACAGUAUUUUUUUGCAUUUGCAUUUGCUCUUUCAAGGUCGCAUCUUUCAACCAUUACAAGUGAGACUUGUUUCUCUGCAGCCCUGUAUUUAAAAUUAACAUUUAAAUAAACUUAUUUAACCUUUAUUUGACCAGGAAAAAGUCCCAUUGAGAUGAAGAGCCUCUUUUCAAGGGACACCUGGCCAAGCUCAUCUAAAACUCGGGACAUCUUUGUAAAUCCUUCUCCAGUUCUUUCAAUUUUUACACACCGACUACCUCUCAAUACUCAAGAACUCAACGUACGUCCAACACGGUGACGUUCCUCUGGUGUCCAGUUCCAAGAUAAUAAAGGAAUCACACCCCAAUUCAAAACGUUGAAGAGUCUCUUUUGCCAGGGAGAUUCUUUUCUUUCAUUUCUGUAUAAACAUGUUUGGUUAAUUGUCAUGUGUCAGAUCCAGGCAGAGAUGGAAAGUGAAAAGUGCGUCUGCUCCGAGCAGCAGUGGACACCUGCACAAGAAAAAAGCACGAGUACAAAGCCCCCAAAGGACGACACUGCACAAACCUGCUCAGUUUACAGAGAGCAGACCGCGAAGACGAGACAUCUUGGAAGUUUGAGAACUUCAGAAACUUCAGGACUUCAAGACAUUCUGAUUGUAGCUGCAGGACACAUUUGAUAUUAAGUUAAGGGACUGGAGCCUCUGGAGGUUCCUGCCAGGAAUCCCGAUAAGGAGCGCAUUACAGUAGUCCAGCCUGGUUGAGGGAAAGACCAUUUACAGUCCAAAAAGACUCCUACUGUCUCCUUGGCAACAUCCUUUCGCACAUCUGGGAUACUGUCCUCAACUGGAGACAAACGGGGACGUAGUCAUCCCCCGCUGUCUCACAAACUUAUAUAAAGCUCAAGUUACAUUCAUGCCAUUUCACUCUGUUUCACUAAAAGAACUUGAAAUUCGAUUGACGUGACUGAACCAAACCAAGCUCCACAAUCAUUCCUGCAGACCUGGUCCCACUGGGAUGUCCGUGCUCUUGACUGCAUGUCCAUCGCAGGAAAAUGCACAAAAAAAUGAAUGAUCUUACCGAAUCAUUGUAGCUAUCUUAUGCCAAAUAGUAGAGGGAAAGAUAACGCCAGUAUUAUUCAAAUACUGUCAACCGUACAUGUUCUGUGCAGAGGUCGCCUGAAAAUCUUACUAGAAUGUUAAAGCCGUUAAAAGUGAGACUCGGGUACUUUCCCAGGUCAAAACAUAUCUCGGUCUGUGCUGAAAGUUGGCACGAAAUAUUUGUUUUUGUUUUUCCUGCUUCAGUGAGCAGAGACAUCAACACUGCCGGGGUUACACAAUAAAACAUAUAUCAUGAAUGUAGAACAAGGAGUGACAUCAACAUGAAUUCAAUACACUCCAGUGUUUUGAGUGACAGAUCCAUCAGGAAGUGAACUGUAACUGUAACCUGCAACACAAUAAACACUGAAAACAUGAAAACAA
Messenger RNA from Solea senegalensis (Senegalese sole), 4528 nucleotides. It is a transcript of the gene il17re, whose product is annotated as interleukin-17 receptor E. The coding region runs from base 472 to 2772 and encodes 766 amino acids. The transcript has 17 exons. Lineage: Eukaryota; Metazoa; Chordata; Actinopteri; Pleuronectiformes; Soleidae. Gene Ontology annotation, molecular function: interleukin-17 receptor activity. The record is from RefSeq and is a predicted model, not a curated record.